GCACCGUUUGCGAACGACGAACGGCGAUGGUGCUAGCGAUCUUUCAACGGCGGCCCCGACACCAUGCUUCAGUCGAGGGAGGCGAGCUCACGUUGGGAGACAUUUUGUCGCCGUCCGCCUGGGUUGACAAGAAGGAUCGCAUGGGGUGCGCGGACUGCGGGCUCAAGUUUAACAACCUCUUCCGCCGACGCCACCACUGCCGGCUCUGCGGCGACUUGUUUUGCAAGUCGUGCGUCGUGCAGAAGCGCCUGGAAUCGUAUUCGUCGCAGCUCCACGACGUGGCGACGGCGCCAACCAUCAAGAUCUGCCGCGGCUGCGCCUACAACCACGAUAGCAACUCGCCGACUCUAACGGGGUCUGGCGCGUCCGCCACCAUGAUGUCCAUGUUCCAUCGGCGCUCUUUGACCAAGCAAUCGGCGACCAAGCGCCACGUAAAGGACCAACUGAGCAAAUCCUGUCGCGGCCGCCUCGUCACGGCUCCGUUCGCGAAGACGACAGACACACAUGUCCACCCUCUUGUCGUCCCCACUGCAGAAAGCCAAGCACAAGCCGACGAGCGGCGCCGUGUUCGAGCAGUCAAGAAACUCAACGCCGCCACGAUCGACAACCUUACCAUCCUCUGCGACACGUGCGCCGCGUUCGAGUUGUGUCCCAUGGCGUACGUGACUUUGAUCGACGACACGACUCAGCACAUCAAAGCAAGUGUUGGGUUUGGUGCGUUGGCAUCCAAGGCCCGCGGUGAUGCCGACCUGUGUGACUGGGUGGUGACCACUGCCGAACCGUUGGUUGUGUUGGAUGCAGCCCAAGAUCUUCGCUUCCGCCACACGUCGUUGGUCGUGGAUUGGUCUAUCCGAUUCUAUGCUGGCGUGCCGUUGGUCGAUGACAAGGGCUGGGUAGUCGGCACACUUGCCAUCAUGGACACAGUCCCUCACACGUCGUGCGAUGUGCUGCCGCUGAAAGCCAUGGCGUCUGGAGCGCUCCUUGCCUUGUGUGACCUUCGGGUUCCGACCGAAGGUGGAAGCCACGAUUCCGCCACGAAUCUGCACUCCAUGCCCCGACCUCAUGUCUUGCUAGCGACCCCGACCACCCUUUCGCCGCGAUCGGCCACCAAUUCACCAAGUCCCCGACGACGCUCUCCCACUGCAUGCUCCCCCUUCGACGGCAUGGACGCGUCGUUGAGUAGCCGCAUGCUGAACGUUCUCAACACGUCGACGAACACCCAACUGCAGUUGGCGCAGCAACAAGGUCAUCUGGCACACACCAUGUCGAACCACUCUGACAUGAUCAGCCGGUUAGCGCUUGCGAUCGAGCGCAUGGAGUCCAAACUCGCCUCGCCUCUCAACCUCCGCGACUCGUCAACUCCAACCGAAGGAGCAUGACCACGUUAUACUAAUAAGAGUCCUAUUUAUUGCGCCUCA
This is a messenger RNA of Aphanomyces invadans, 1418 nucleotides long. RefSeq lists its product as hypothetical. Gene Ontology annotation, molecular function: metal ion binding; protein binding. The record is from RefSeq and is a predicted model, not a curated record. The transcript has a single exon. Lineage: Eukaryota; Oomycota; Saprolegniomycetes; Saprolegniales; Verrucalvaceae. The coding region runs from base 27 to 1379 and encodes 450 amino acids.